AAAACGUUUGUUCAAACCCGCUUCCGCAAUCGAGGCGAUGAGACAUAUGCCGUUUUUUCAAGGAAAAUACCUAAAACAUAAAGGGAAACAUGCAGAGCAAUAACGUUGAAGAAAUCACGGACAAGUUAGAGGGUUUUCUGUCUAUAGACACAGAGAAGAUGGACAAAUACGACAGGUACCGGCAGGAGGGGAAGGAGGCUGCCAUGAGCGGUGAUCUGCCACGUGCCCUUGAGCUGUUUCAGCUGGCUUACCAGCUGCAGCCAAGUGAAAAACUGAAGAAGAGGAUCCAGGCCAUUCAGGACAUCAUGCAGAGAGAAGAGGAUGAAGAUGAAGAGGAGGAGGAGUUUAUAAACAUAAAUAAUAGUGGAUUGAUGCUUUACAAAGGCCUCUAUGACAAACUGUACGACCAUCAGAAAGAUGGUGUGGCGUUCCUGUACAGUCUCUACCGUGACGGACGGAAAGGAGGAAUCCUGGCUGAUGACAUGGGCCUCGGCAAGACGAUUCAAGUCAUUUCAUUUUUGUCAGGAAUGUAUGAUGCAGAGCUGGCCAAUCAUACCCUGUUGGUCAUGCCUACCUCGCUCAUUAAGAACUGGGUACGUGAAUUUGCCAAGUGGACCCCUGGCAUGAGGGUGAAAGAGUUUCACGGCGCCAGCAAAACUGAGCGAAACAGGAACCUGGAGCGAAUUCAGCGCAAGGGAGGAGUUAUCAUUACCACCUACCAGAUGCUCAUCAACAACUACGAGCAACUAGGAUCAUAUGACCAACGCGAGUUCAAGUGGGACUAUGUCAUCCUGGACGAGGCCCACAAAAUCAAAACCUCAUCCACAAAAACGGCUAAAAGCGCUCACGCCAUCCCUGCUAAACACCGUGUGCUACUGACAGGCACUCCAGUUCAGAAUAACCUACGAGAGAUGUGGGCGCUGUUCGACUUUGCUUGCCAGGGUUCGCUUCUGGGAACCUCUAAAACAUUCAAAACUGAAUAUGAGAAUCCAAUCACUCGUGCAAGGGAGAAAGACGCCACCCCUGGAGAGAAAGCACUUGGAUUGAAGAUUUCUCAGAACUUAAUGGACAUCAUCCAACCGUAUUUUCUCAGGCGGACCAAAGCAGAUGUUCAGCACAAGAAGCAAAAGCGUAAAGAAGGCUACGAAGAUGAGGAAGAUCAAGAGAACAAAUGUCCAAAUGCUGGCGACGGAGCAGAGAUGCCGUCGCUGACGAGAAAGAACGAUCUCAUCGUGUGGACGUACCUCAGCUCGGUGCAGGAGGACAUUUAUAACCAGUUCAUCUCGUUGGACCAUAUUAAGCAGUUGCUGACGACUACCAGGUCACUGCUUGCAGAGCUUACGGUGUUGAAGAAGCUCUGUGACCACCCCAGACUGCUGUCAAAUCGAGCUGUGACUCAGCUAGGCCUGGAGCAAGGUUCUGUCUCUGAUGCCAUCCAUCCAGACGAUGAUACGGAGUCAGCUGUGAGUCAGAUCGAUAAAAUUUCAGAUGACACUUUGGUUGCGGAGUCUGGGAAGCUGCAGUUUCUCGUGUCUCUACUGGAAUGUCUCCGUGAAGAGGGCCAUCGGACCCUGAUCUUCUCUCAGUCGAGGAAGAUGCUAGACAUCAUGGAGCGUGUCCUGCGAAACAGAAACUUUCGCCUGCUGCGUUUGGAUGGCACAGUGACUCAGCUGGCAGAAAGGGAGAAGCGUAUCACGCUGUUCCAGACAGACAGACGUUACACAAUAUUCCUCCUCACCACUCAGGUGGGUGGAGUCGGCAUCACGCUGACUGCAGCAAACCGUGUUGUGAUCUUUGACCCCAGCUGGAACCCCGCGACAGAUGCUCAGGCUGUGGACCGCGCUUACAGAAUUGGUCAAACUGAAAAUGUCAUCAUCUACCGACUCAUCACCUGUGGCACUGUGGAGGAGAAGAUCUACCGCAGACAGGUGUUUAAAGACUCCCUCAUCCGGCAGACAACCGGUGAUAAGAAGAACCCUUUCCGUUACUUCAGUAAGCAAGAGCUGCGUGAGCUGUUUAAACUUGAAGACACACGUUCAUCCACCACUCAGCAGCAGCUUCAGGCCAUGCACUCACAUAACCGUCGCUCUGACACCAGCCUGGACCACCACAUCGCUCGCAUUCACACCAUGGAGAUGUUCGGCAUCUCUGAUCAUGACCUCAUGUUCACUAAAGAGGUGGCAGCCGAUGAAGAUGACCCUGAGGACGCAGAGUCACAUCACUACAUACAAACACGUGUCCAGAAAGCACAAGAGCUCAUGCAGGCAGAAUCAGAACUGCACGGUCAGCUCUUGGACAGCAUGGCCCAGAACACUGAACCCACUUGGCUCAGGCAAAUGGACCAGACGAAAUCUGCUGGUAUAAAGCGCCCGGCCCCUCCACGUGUCAAAAAAGAGCCUGUGACAGUGGAUCUGACACACAACAGUUACGAUGAAUCAGAACCAGAGGAAGACGAGAACUAUCCACCAGUUGACGAUGCGGAGGUGGAGGUUGUAAGUGAGAAAGUGCAAAUUGUAGAUGAAGACGACGAGUUGGAAAAUGAGACUCCUUGCUCUGCUGAAGAAAUAAAUGUGCAUGUUAGUCCCACUGCUGACAAGUUAGCUCAACAAGCUGUGAUCACGCUGGAUGACAGUUUAGAUGAUGAGGACAAGUUUUACAUUAAUGCAGCAUCAGAAAAACAAAACUUGCCAAGUCCUUCUGGCCAGUUUCCGAAGUUAGAAGAACUUUCUAUUGCAUCUGAAGCUCUUGGUAAUGAAGAGGUUCAGGUGGACAUGCCUGAUUUAAAGAUGUUUUCAUCACCCCAAUCUCCAAAUGAGGCCACAGCAAGAGAAUCUUUCAAAGCAGAGAUGGAAGUGCUUCAGGGAAACUUCAACUUGCAGUUGGAAGACAGUGCCGAUAUGUUCUCAGUCGAAGAAGAGGAAGUUUGUGAGGUUGAGGAGUCGCUAGCUGAGGAAAGUCCCGGAUUUCAGCUUCAGAUGGACAUUAGUGGAGAGAGGCUGGAAGAUGCGAGUAUCCAUGAAAGCAUACAAGAUGGUAACCAAAACAAAGCUGAAGUCAGCAACUGUAACAACAGUGAGGUCUUCAACUCUAACACUGGUGAAGUCAGCAAGCAUCAUGAAUCUUCUCUGAGGAUCCGUUCUGCUCCGGACACACCUGCGGACGACUCCUUUGUGCAUUCUGUUCAGAGAAAGAAAAGGCAGGUCAUCUCUGACACUGAUGAAGAAGACGGAGGAGAAGAAGAGGAGUCAGAGAAGCCAUGUUUAACGAGCAGUCCAUUGACCAAUGGCUUCAGCAGGCUGGGCUCUUCAACACCAAAAUCCACUAUGACUGAUGGCGGUCAACUACGCCGCAGCUUGAACGCUUCGGUGGCAUCCAGAAGGUCCUUCGUAGUGUCCAUGCUGGAGAAUGAGUCGGAUGAGGAGUCAGCAGAGCACAGUGAAGAUGGAACCAAAUCCUAUGAGAAAUCAGAAGCCAGUGAAAGUCAUGCUGAAGAAUCAAUGGUGGAAGAGGAGGAACCCAGUGGAGACCAAACCGAAUCCUAUGAGAUAUCACAAGCCAGUGAAAGUCACGCUGAUGAAUCCGUGGUGGAAGAGGAGGAAUCCAGUGGAGACCAAACCAAAUCCUAUGAGAUAUCACAAGACAGUGAAGUGCAUGGAAAUGAGUUUGUGGUAGAAGAGGAGGAACCCAGUGGAGAGACUUUAAACUCGGAAGAGUCCUCAAGUCACGAGGAGCUUGAAGAGGUGGAAGAAAGCAUAGAUUCAAGAGGAAACCGGGAGCAUGAAGAAUGGCACAGUGCUCUGCUUGAAUCCACUGCUGAUGUUGAACUAGACUCUAAUGAAAUGAUGGACCAGUGUGCCCCCCAAAAAAUCCCUCUGGAAACACAUAUUCUUCCUGCUUACUCUACAGUAAGUGAUGUGUCUGCUGCUAAACCCUCUGAGAACACGUAUGAGAUGCUGGUCCUGUCUGGAAAACAGUGUUUGGCAGAAGGGAGGAAGCAGGCUGCUCUGGAUUUCUUUCUGAAAGCCAUAGACAUUAAUACGGGUGAUGCUGAGAUCCAGCUCUUGAUCAUUCAGCUAUACAGGCAGCUUAGCCAAUAGUAAUAUUAAAGUGUGCGUUAUCAUAUCUGUACCAUGUUUGACCAAACUUUUUUUCUGUCUGUUGGUAAAAAGCAAUUGCAGAUUGCAUGUGGAUAAAACAAUCUGUACUGAUCAGAGGGACGUGUUAAGAAUACGUGUUAAAAAUAUGCUGUAUAUGUUAAUAUUGUUAGUGGAUUUUCUCAAUAAUUCCUCUGCAUGUUUAUUUGUUUAUUUUGAUAUCUUUAGUUUCAAAUUGUUCAGUUUAUAUUAUUCUGACAUAAAAAAUAAUUGUGGGAAAAAAUAAUAAAUUCUUGAGUUUUGUA
Messenger RNA from Puntigrus tetrazona (Sumatra barb), 4399 nucleotides. It is a transcript of the gene ercc6l, whose product is annotated as excision repair cross-complementation group 6-like. Bases 90 to 4097 code for a protein of 1335 amino acids. The transcript has 4 exons. NCBI's taxonomy places the organism in Eukaryota, Metazoa, Chordata, Actinopteri, Cypriniformes, Cyprinidae. Gene Ontology annotation, molecular function: DNA translocase activity; ATP binding; ATP-dependent chromatin remodeler activity. The record is from RefSeq and is a predicted model, not a curated record.